AUGGCACCAGAUCCUUCGCAUGCGGCAGCAACGCAGCCAGCAGGAUCGGUAUUUGAUGACGAAGAAGAUAACAAUCCAUUCUCCAAUACUCAGGGGCUUGCAAGUUUGAUGAGUGAUCACCGAAACAGUCUGAGUCGACAGGCAGGUAGUAAUGGGCAUUCGAAGAGGGCUGGUGGUGAAUCACAGGCUGGAGAUAAGUUCGAAGACGAUGCAUCGCUCUUGCUUUACAAUUCGUCUUCUAACAAUCAAGCAGAAGUUAAUUCGAGUCCAAAUAAGGAUACCUUUAAUACGAUCUAUAUCAACUAUGAAAGUCGGGUUACCAAGCUCUUGAGGCCAGGGAGCAAUCCUAAGAUUCAAAUAACCGAAGCUGGCAACUCUAAUGAAGGAAUGCUGAAUUCUCUGAAGAAAUAUAUCGUGUAUACCAUCAAACUAAUCAAUGGAGAUGAUCUAAGUGAUGAAAUUCAAACCAGGAGGCGUUAUAGUGAUUUCGAAAGUUUGAGAGAUGUUCUUACCAAAGUUUUUCCCUUGGUGAUCGUUCCUCCGAUUCCUCCUAAAAACUUUCUUGGUUUUGGUGUUUUAAAUGGUCUAGUCUCUCAAAAUAUUCUGCAAUCUACUGGAGGGGUUGCUAAUGGCACAGGAGGAAGUUCUGCAGAUGGUAACGCUGCAAGUAAUGGAGUGGGUGGCUCACCAUCUAAUUACUCUUAUAUAAACUCUACUCAUCUCAAUAAGAAUAAGUUGAUUGAACACCGCAAACGUUUAUUAUCCAAUUUUCUUAACAAUUGUCUAAGUAUUCCGCAAAUUCGUAACUUAGAAUUUUUUGCAAAAUUCUUAGAUCCAAAUGCAAACUGGUCUGAUGAAAUCACCCUUAUCACAAGUCAAUUGCCUAAAUCCAUCUACUUACUGAACCCCGAAAAUGGGCUUAAAACUGAUCCUCUCUAUGAAAACCUUCCUCUACCGGUCAGCAACCAUUCUAUAAAUAUACCGUUUUUCAAGGAUAAUAAGAAGAAGAUUACGAAAAAGACCAAUAAGUUACUAGGUAAACAGUCACAACAAAAUAAUGAUCAAGAAGAAUCGCCUAAUGAACUUUCUAGACAGACAUCUCCAACAAAUACAGUCACUGUUGAUGCAAAUGGAGGUGGAGAUUCAAAUAACAAGUCGAAUUAUUCGGUCGGUGAUGAAUAUAUAAUUGCAACUUCUCGCUUAGAUGAUAUCAAUAAAAAAAUAAUGGAUAAUUUCAUCGGCUUAGCCAAUGACUAUACCGAAUUGGGUACUGCAUUCAACUCUUUUUCACUUAUUCUUUCCGACCUGCCAAUUACAAGAACUAGCAAAAUUAAACUUUCUAAUGAUUCUUCAGUUGACGAUAGAGAAAAUACCAAAUUAAAUAUGGUUUUCGAAAAAAUCGGACAAGUUUUUGAUCGGUCCUACAUAACGAUUAACUCAUUAAUUGGGGAUUUGGAAACUAAGUUUUCAGAACCUCUAGGUGAGGCAGUAAAAUAUUCGGAUAUUUUGACAUUCAUAAAUAGUUAUACAAGAAGAAAAAUUCGUCAGCAGAAGCUUUUAGACUCAGAGAUCAAACACAGGAAAGAAGAUCUUUUUGAAUUAUUGAAACAAGAACAAGAGUCUGCACGUAUCGAUGGGGCCAUAAAUUCUCAUGCUAUUCACUCAGAUCAUAAAUUUGAUUUUUCAAGCACCAACAAUGAACCUGCUCUGAACCAAACUGAAACACAGCAAGCCAAUAAAAGCAAAUUCAAAUUCUUCCCAUCAAUGAAUCAAUUCAAGAAAAUAACUCAAUACGUAACCGAGAUUAUUGAUCAAAAUCCUGAACAAACAAGGCGACAACGCAUUGCACAUUUACAAAAUAAAAUUACCCUGUUGGAGAAAUGUCAAAAGAUUAUGCUUGAAGAUGUUUCUUAUAUUACUGAUGAGGUUGAUAAAAACUUUAAACAAUUCCAUCAGAAAGAAUUAAAAGUCAUUUAUGAAAUACUAUUGACCUACAAUGGAUUUUUAAUCAGUUGGGCUAAAAAAAAUAUUGACAUUUGGGAGGAGAUAAAGGAAGAGGUGGAAAAACUAUAA
Molecule: messenger RNA, 2073 nt
Organism: Hyphopichia burtonii NRRL Y-1933
Lineage: Eukaryota; Fungi; Ascomycota; Pichiomycetes; Serinales; Debaryomycetaceae
Exons: 1
Coding region: 1-2073 (690 amino acids)
Biological process (GO): retrograde transport, endosome to Golgi
Molecular function (GO): phosphatidylinositol binding
Source: RefSeq, a predicted model, not a curated record